AUGCAGGCCCGGGUGGUGUGCCUGGGCAGGGCGGGCGGCGGCGGCGGGGGUCCCUGCACGGGCUCCUCAGCUGCCCGCAGGGUCCGCCUCCUCCUGCAGCAGGUGGCCGGGCUGCGGGGCGGUUUCCGGGCCUUGCACGGCGGACAAGGUGAGGAACUGACCAAACGAGAGGUGGAAUAUAUGGCACUUUCAAGGGACACGACAGAAACUGAUCUCAAGCAGCGAAGGGAGAUACGAGCGGGCACCGCCUACUACAUCGAUCAGGAGCACGACAAAGAAGCCCUGGACGCUUGGAGAAUUGUUAGAGUCAGUGAAGAUUUCAGGGUGAUUGCAUUGGGGCUCCCUGUACCUCGAUAUUUGGGCAACCCAUUAGAUCCGCCACUUCGAUCUAGGUUUCAGGCCCGUGAUGUUUAUUAUUUACCCUUCAAGGACCACCUCUCACAACUGUAUUUUAUUGGAAAUAACAUUUCAACGGAAAGAAUCUCUCAGCUCUUAUCCUUUGCCAUGACUCUCUGCACCCAAGAAUCGUCUUCAUUGGGCCUUCCCGAUUUCCCUUUGGACAGUCUGUCCUCUGCUGUGCGGAUUCUGAAUUCCUUUCCUAUGAUGUCAGUGCAACAUAUCAUCAACUGGCUGUAUCCAUAUAAUGUUUUGCUAGGAAAGGAAGGCCAGACAGCUGUCGAGGACGCCUUAAACCGAUUUGAACUCCAGGAUUCCAGAAAAUUUUCUGUCCCUACAAACGUUGUCAGUGUGAAGAAGAGGGAGGAGGAGCAAAGCUUGCAGGCUGAUGUGACCAUCUCGAUAGGCGGAGAAGCUGUGACAUGCCAGGGUGGGAGUUUCAGCUGUGGAGACAAGUCCUCGACGUACGACCGCAGUGGAGCUCACCCUUUCUGCCGCGGGGGCCGUCCUUGUUCUUCACAGGACAUGACAGCGCGAGACCUCCUGCAGCAAAGGUACACGCUGCCCAACGGGGACACCUCCUGGAGACCGUCACCCCUGGUCACCGCUGCCCUCCAGGGGAAGCUGCUCAUUCUGGACGGCCUUCACCGCGUCAACCCAGGCACGCUGGCCGUCCUCCAAAGAUUGCUUCAUGACAGAGAGAUCACCCUUUACGAUGGUACCAGAUUGUUGAGAGAAGACAGAUACCGGAAGCUGCAGGAAGAACUUCAAAUCUCAGAUGAGGACCUACAACAAAGGGCUAUUUUUCCCGUCCAUCCCUCCUUCAGAGUGAUAGCGCUGGCGGAACCUCCUUCUGUCGGAAGUACCACUCAGCAGUGGUUGGGCCCAGAGCUCUUAACGCUCUUCCUGUUCCAUUACAUGAAGCCGCUGAGCAAGAAUGAAGAAAUUAAAGUCAUUAAAGAGAUGGCUCCGAAUGUGGCCCGUGCCUCGGCCGAGAAGCUGCUGAAGUUAACCCACAAGCUUCGCGAGACCAAUGAUCCCACCGCACAAUCUCUGGCCUCCUCCUUAUCCACCCGCCAACUUUUGAGAAUCUGUCGGCGUCUUUCUCACUACCCGGAUGAAAACCUCCACCAUGCUAUCCAUAAAGCUUGUCUUUCUCGGUUUUUACCCAAUCUGGCCAAAUCCGCCUUACAUAAGAACCUGUUGGAUGCCGAGAUCGAAUCCCGCCCUGCUGACAUCCAGGAAACGGAGGGAAAAGACUUUAGCUGUGAAAUCAAGUCCGGAGUCCUCAGGAUUGGGAGUGUCCAAAUUCCAGUUUAUAAUCCCUACGAGAGCAUACAAGUGCCUGACGUUCUUUUCUAUGAAAACCCUCAACAUAUGAUGGUGAUGGAAGAUAUGUUAAAAGAUUUUUUGCUCGGAGAACAUCUCCUUUUAGUUGGUAACCAGGGCGUGGGGAAAAAUAAAAUUGUCGACAGAUUCCUUCACCUGUUGAAUCGACCCAGGGAAUAUUUGCAGCUGCACAGGGACACCACCGUGCAGAGCCUGACGCUGCAGCCUUCCGUGAAAGAGGGCCUGAUCGUGUAUGAAGACUCCCCCCUCGUGAAAGCCGUCAAAAAAGGGCACAUCCUGAUGAUUGAUGAGGCAGACAAGGCGCCCACCAACGUUACCUGCAUCCUGAAAACUUUGGUGGAGAGCGGAGAAAUGAUUCUGUCAGAUGGGAGACGCAUUGUUUCGAAUCCUACCGCCGCCGAUGGGAGAAAAAAUGUCAUAGUAAUUCAUCCGGAUUUUAGGAUGAUUGUUUUAGCAAACAGGCCAGGAUUCCCUUUCUUGGGGAAUGACUUUUUUGGAACCCUUGGAGAUAUAUUUAGCUGUCACGCUGUUGAUAACCCUAAACCAAACUCAGAACUGGCAAUGCUUCGACAGUACGGACCUGAUGUUUCUGACUUGGUUCUCCAGAAACUGGUAGCUGCUUUUGGAGAGCUGCGAAGUUUGGCUGACCAAGGAAUCAUAAAUUAUCCUUACUCGACUCGAGAAGUAGUGAACCUUGUCAAGCAUUUACAGAAGUUUCCAACCGAAGGACUUGCCAACGUGGUUCGGAACGUCUUUGAUUUUGACUCCUACAACAAAGAAAUGCGUGAGAUAUUAAUUAGGACUUUGCAUAAACACGGAAUACCGAUCGGAGCCAAACCCGACAACGUACAGAUGGCAAAGGAAUUGCCAUUGCCAGAUACCAAAUUUAUGGGCUACUGGAAAAUGAAUCAUUUGGGGAAAUCGCGCCGAAGACUGUUGUGUCCAACUGAAACCCAUCGCGUCGACGUGAAGGGUCCCAUCCAUUUAAAUGUGCAGGCCUUCCCCCUGGAAAGGCACGAAGCCAGGGCCUUGAGUUUCACGGAAGAGCUGGCAUUCUGGACCCUGCCUUUGAACGAGGUUAACUUCGUGUGCGAUGUGGUGUCACAAGAGCGCGAAGACGGGACUUCCCUUUACGUGGCCACCUGCAACCCCGUCUCCUUAUAUUUCAUGAACGCAUCGGGGAAAACCGGCUACUGCCUGGACCUCUACGACCUCUUCCCGCGAACCUUUCGGGGCCUGUGGCAACCGUUCGUCCAGCUGGCCCCCCUCGGCAGCCCCCUCCAAGGCCAGGUCGUUCUGCACGAAGAGCAGAAUCACAUUGUUUUAUUGCUGGACACGAACACGGGGGCCGUAAGCCGUCUCACCUUGUUACCAGAUAUCCCGGCGUCGCGGAAAGGAGCAUCGUGGUGGGGAGGCAAAGCGGAGGAGAAGACGACUCACAAAAUGUGCAAAGAAUUUGCACAUAAGAAUUGGCUGGUCUUCUACAAAGAGGAAGGGAACUACCUUAUCGUUAUGGAUGUCCUGGAAGGCAAUGCCCACACCAUCUCUUUGCCCAUCAGUCUCAAGUCAGUUUUUUUAGUGGCCGAAGACCGGUGGCUUCUGGUGGAAACUAAAACCAACCAGAAGUACCUGUUGACUAAGCCGAUACACCUGGCCGUGGAAGAGACUGGAGUAUGCCAGUUACACACUCUGACUGAGGAACCAGCAGAAACUGGAUUUGGAGUAACUACAGGUAUGGAAUUAUUAAAAGAGAUCCAGAUGAGUGAAUACGAUGCGUCGACAUACGAACGGUUUUCUGGAGCUGUUCGGAGGCAGGUGCAGUCCCUGCGGAUUAUUCUGGAUAACUUACAGGUAAUCAUUUUAGUAAUGGGUCCAUGUUGUUGUUUUUUUCCCCUCUUCUCUGGUCCUCCAGCCUUAUCACAGGCAACCUGCCUUCACCCGAGCUUUAAGAAAUCAUUUUAUCUUUGUGUUCUCAGCGGGAGGAUUUUUUUUUUUAUUAAAACCAGAAUGUUGCAGAGAUUCAUCCGAGUCUCUUUGGCCAG
Messenger RNA from Notechis scutatus (mainland tiger snake), 3788 nucleotides. The record is from RefSeq and is a predicted model, not a curated record. Lineage: Eukaryota; Metazoa; Chordata; Lepidosauria; Squamata; Elapidae.